This is a messenger RNA of Pneumocystis carinii B80, 1215 nucleotides long. RefSeq lists its product as hypothetical. Bases 47 to 1171 code for a protein of 374 amino acids. Gene Ontology annotation, biological process: ubiquitin-dependent protein catabolic process. Gene Ontology annotation, cellular component: cytosol. Gene Ontology annotation, molecular function: polyubiquitin modification-dependent protein binding. NCBI's taxonomy places the organism in Eukaryota, Fungi, Ascomycota, Pneumocystomycetes, Pneumocystales, Pneumocystaceae. The transcript is spliced from 2 exons. The record is from RefSeq and is a predicted model, not a curated record.
UUAACUACGUGCGAUUUACCGAAAACUUCAAAUUUAACUGUAGACUAUGAAGAAGAUCACUGUCAAUGUGAAGGCUUCAAAUGAUAAGAAAUAUGCAAUUGAAAUAAAUACAGAUGCAACUAUUGAGGAAUUUAAGCAGUUAAUUUCUAGUAAAACAGAUAUCACACCAGAAAGACAACGAUUGAUUUAUAGUGGAAGAGUCUUAAAAGAUGAAGAAAAGAUAGAAACAUAUAAGAUAUCAGAUGGACAUACGGUUCAUCUUGUUCGAGGAGCGGGACCAGUUCAAAGUGAGAGAGAAGCGACAUCAUCAACAACGGCGGCAUCUCAACAGAUUCCAAGAACUAUAUCAGCAGGAACGGGUGUAAAUAAUCCGUUUUCAGCGCUUAUUAGUGCGCAUUAUGCAGGACAAGUUCAUCUUCCGCCAGUAUCAACGUUUGGACCGGAUGGAGGGAUGACGAGUUUUCCUCCUACACCAGAACAGCUUUCGCAGGUGAUGGGUCAACAAGGGAUGCAGGAGGUUAUACGGGAAAUGCUUUCUAAUUCUCAGCUUAUGGAUUAUAUUAUUAACAGUAAUCCGCAGCUUCGAAAUGUUCCAUCAGGAAUACAAGAAAUAAUAAGAAGUGAGGAGUUUAUUCGUAUUAUGUCUAACCCAGAGACGAUACGACAGAUUAUGGAAAUGCAAAGAGUAUUUGGUAAUAUGGGAAUGGGAGCAGGAAAUCUAUUUUCAACAUCCAAUGAGCCAAGAACGGAAACAGCAUCAACAUAUCAACAGCAAGUGGCAUCGGUAGAUACACAAAAUCGAACGGAAUCAGCAGGACCUUAUUCGAAUUGUAGUGAAAAUGAAUCAGCACAACAAAAUCCUGAUUCUACAGCUCUUAAUAAUUCAUUUGCUGCGAUGGUAUCGUUAUUGUCUAAUUUGGGAGCUCAACAACAAAGCACAGAUGUGCCAGUGUUUGAUCCUGUUGUAUUCCAAUCAUUUCUUUCUGGUUUGAUUCCUCAGCAACCUCCGCAACCUCAGCAUUCGUUACCGCCAGAAGAACGUUUUCAAGAACAAUUAAGACAACUAAAUGAAUUAGGCUUUACAAAUUUUGAUCGUAAUAUUCGAGCACUUGGACGAAGUGGUGGAUCUGUACAAGGAGCUAUUGAAGCAAUGCUGGAUGGCGAUGUUUAAUAUAUCUAUUACUGAAUUAGGCUUUAUUUUCAUAAGUUAUUAUC